Messenger RNA from Chara braunii, 1481 nucleotides. The record is from the annotation of a GenBank genome assembly. NCBI's taxonomy places the organism in Eukaryota, Viridiplantae, Streptophyta, Charophyceae, Charales, Characeae.
UCGAUGCCCGAUGGGUAUCUGCGACGCCCCUGCGACUUUCCAACGGGCUAUGAACAUGGCUUUUCAUAAUUUUGUACGGAAGACUCGCCUGGCGCAGAGCAUCAUCAACUACUGCGUGAUCGUGUACAUGGAUGACAUCCUGGUGUAUUCGAGCUCCUACGAGGGACACGUGCCGCACAUCGAAUGGGCACUGCAUGCGUUACGAGAUGCCGACUUCAAGGUGGCGCUUGAGAAGUGUCAUUUUUUCCUCACCACCAUUUCUUUCCUGUGGCACGUGGUGACAGACAAGGGACUCCAACCGGAGCCGCAGAAGGUGGCAGUUGUCAGGGACGCGCAAGUGCCUACCACUAUCAGGCAAGUUCACGCCUUUCUGGGCCUAGCCUCGUAUUACCGAAGAUUUAUCAAGGGUUUCGCGACGAUUGCGGGACCCCUCACAAAUCUCCUGCGCAAGGAUCAGCCGUUGAUCUGGACGCCGGAGUGCGAUCAAGCGUUUUCCAAACAAAAGGCUGCCCUCGUUUCGGCUUCUAUCCUUAUAGAACCGGAUCCCGAAAAGCCUUUUGUUCUCAUCACCGACUGGCAGCCAGAGGCGAUUUCGGCGAUCCUUGCCCAUGUACAAGUAAAGUGGACGGGCACUAUCGAGCACCCCACGUGGAUCGAGAAGCCGGAGCUGCUGAUCAUACAGGGUUGGAGGAUUAACGCGGAAGGAGAUCUUAUUGGAUUCCUCUUUGGAUCAGUACGACCGGGUCGCCGUCAGUUGAUUGCACAGGAACUCAUCGCACAAAUCGUGCAAUUGGCUGACGAUCUCUCGCCCGACAUCUACUUUCAGAGCGACAACAAUCCUGCUCCGUACAUUUUCGAGCGAUCCUUGGAUCCGUACCUUCAGUGGACUUCGUGCUUGGAGGAACCUAUGGACGAGGAUACGCUACCAUCGCGGCAGGAGUAUCUGAAGCCGUACGAGAUCAUCCCUUCCGCCUUCUACGCGAGGGCAGAAGAAGUGGUGAUUGACGACGACCACGACGAAGAAGAAGACGACGACGAGGAGACAUCGGAGGAGGGAAGCUAUAGUGAACAUAGCGAAGGCGAGCUGAGUGAGGAGGAAGAUGAAGAAGAAGGAACCGGGUCCGAGUGGGAAGCCCCGUCGGAGGAAGCGACGCGUACGGGAAUAGAGGCGGAAGAUCCGGAAGCGGCGCGAAAGCGCGAAGAGAUUGCCUCCGGAAAGCGCCAGUCGGAGUUCGCUAGCAAGGCUAGCCUGCACAUCGGUAGCGAUCCGACUAGGGAUCCAGAGCCGCCGAGGCCCGAAGAUGGCGACCCUGCAGCCGCCACCUCAAGUACCGCGCGACGGAGACGACGCCGAUCCCCCUCCUCCUCCAGCCCCACCCGUCCCCCAGUUCGCCCAUGUACCAAUGCGGGCGAUAGGCCUUCGACCUCAGACGCUGUCCCGCCGACCCCUUGAUUUCCUCACCCUCGAGCAGAUCCAUACU